AUGUCUCGAGCAAAAGGAGGACGAGGGUCCUCCAACCAUACAGUCCCAGUCGAUGAUGGGACUGUUAGAAUAAAUGGGCUAAUUCUACCGGCUGAUAUGUCUGAUGAAUUGAAAGAUUUGAAUCUGCAACUCGAAGGAGUUCAACAAGAUUCAUUGGAAUCCACUCGUCGUAUGCUUGCGCUAUGUGAAGAGAGUAAGGAAGCCGGAAUCAAAACUCUUGUAAUGUUGGAUGAUCAAGGAGAACAAUUGGAACGAUGUGAGGGUGCUCUCGAUACAAUUAAUCAAGACAUGAAAGAAGCUGAGGAGCAUCUUAAGGGUAUGGAAAAAUGUUGUGGAUUGUGUGUUUUACCCUGGAACAGAGCGGACGAUUUCGAGAAGAACUCCGAGUAUGCCAAAGCCUGGAAGAAAGAUGACGAUGGUGGUGUAAUUUCCGAUCAACCCAGGAUCACUGUAGGAGAUGCAGCUAUGGGACCUCAAGGCGGAUAUAUUACAAGAAUAACUAAUGAUGCCCGAGAAGACGAAAUGGAUGAAAAUGUUCAACAAGUUUCCACAAUGGUUGGUAACUUACGUAAUAUGGCGAUUGAUAUGUCAACAGAGGUUUCUAACCAAAACAGACAACUUGAUCGCAUUGCUGAUAAGGCACAAUCUAAUGAAGUACGUGUUGAAUCUGCUAAUAAGCGAGCCAAUAAACUUCUUACGAAAUAA
This is a messenger RNA of Auanema sp. JU1783, 705 nucleotides long. NCBI's taxonomy places the organism in Eukaryota, Metazoa, Nematoda, Chromadorea, Rhabditida, Rhabditidae. The record is from the annotation of a GenBank genome assembly.